Messenger RNA from Acytostelium subglobosum LB1, 1167 nucleotides. RefSeq lists its product as hypothetical. NCBI's taxonomy places the organism in Eukaryota, Evosea, Eumycetozoa, Acytosteliales, Acytosteliaceae. The record is from RefSeq and is a predicted model, not a curated record. Gene Ontology annotation, cellular component: cytoplasm. The transcript is spliced from 2 exons. Gene Ontology annotation, molecular function: alpha-galactosidase activity. The coding region runs from base 1 to 1167 and encodes 388 amino acids. Gene Ontology annotation, biological process: glycoside catabolic process; oligosaccharide metabolic process; glycosylceramide catabolic process.
AUGAAGAUUGUUAUCUGUUUGAUAUUAGUGGCAAUCACCAUUGCUUCUGCUUUGGAUAAUGGUGUAGCCCGUACUCCACCAAUGGGCUGGAACACUUGGAACCAUUAUGGUUGCAACACAUCUGCCAUCAACGCCGACUUGCUCAUCAAUACCGCCAUGGCUAUGGUCACCAGUGGAAUGGCCAAGGCCGGUUACCAGUACAUCAGUUUGGACGACUGCUGGUUGGCCACGGAGCGUGACGCCCAGGGCCGUCUCCAGCCAGACCCAGUGCGUUUCCCACAAGGUAUUGCCCCAAUCGCUGACUACAUCCACUCGCUGGGCCUCAAGAUGGGCAUCUACGAGGACGUUGGCAACAUGACCUGCGCCGGUUACCCAGGCAGUGAGAACAACCUCGAGCUCGACGCCAAGACCUUUGCCGAGUGGGGUAUCGACUACGUCAAGAUGGACGGCUGCAACUUCCCAGUCGACGACAUGAAGCAGACCUACACCGAGCUGAGCCAAGCCCUCAACGCCACCGGUCGCGAGAUGGUCUACAGCUGCAGCUGGCCCGCCUACGCCCAGAAUGAGGACGUCAACUUCACCUACGUCGCCAGCAUCUGCAACCUCUGGAGAGAGUUCGACGACAUUAGAGACGAUUGGGAUGCUUGGACCAGCAUCCUCGACCAGAUGGAGGCCACCAACCGUGCUCCAUUCGCCGGACCAGGUCACUGGAACGAUCCAGACAUGCUCGAGAUUGGCAACGGUGGUCAGACCUACACUGAGUACCAGUCCUUCUUCUCCCUCUGGUCCAUCAUUGCCGCUCCAUUGAUUGCCGGUAACGAUCUUACCAGCAUGACUCAAGAGACCAUUGAGAUCUUGACCAACAUUGAGGUUAUUGCCGUCGACCAAGAUCCACUUGGAAUUCAGGGCACCAGAGUGUACCAAUCGGGAACCAACGAGAUCUGGUUGAGACAACUCGUCAAUGAUGAGCUUGCCGUCGUUCUCUUCAACAGAGGUUCAGCCACCUCCACCAUCACCCUGACCUCCUCAAUCAUCAACGUCCCAUCCAACCAGAAAUACCUUGCCCGUGACCUGUGGCGCCAUGGAUCCGUUGGUUUCUUCGAGAACAGUCUCGCAUUCCCAGUUGAGAGCCACGGAGUUGUCAUGCUCAAGCUCACCAAGGCUUAA